Messenger RNA from Yamadazyma tenuis ATCC 10573, 1260 nucleotides. The record is from RefSeq and is a predicted model, not a curated record. NCBI's taxonomy places the organism in Eukaryota, Fungi, Ascomycota, Pichiomycetes, Serinales, Debaryomycetaceae.
AUGGAACCGGAGAAUUCACCUAACCCGAAGAGUCUCAUUCCAUCAUUAAAACCUAAAAACAAACUCAAGCAGAUGCACUGGGACAAAAUUGAUGACAUUGAUAACACAUUCUGGGGAGAUAUCGAGCACGAAAAGCUUUCGGGGCAAUUGAAAGAGAGGGGGAUUUUGGAGGAAGUGGAACGUCACUUUGCAGUCAAAUCCACUCAGAUAAAGUUAAGGAAGGAUUUACUGGGAGGCAAAACGAGUACCGAUCAACCGAAGAAGAUUUCUCUUCUCACAAGAGAUCUUGCCCAGCAGUUUGGAAUUAAUCUUCAUAUGUUUGCGGCUGCUCCUGUUGAAGACUUGAUCAUGAAGGUUCUACACUGUGACAAAGAUAUUCUUGACAACGUUACUGUAUUGGAAUUCUUUAAUUCCGAAUUGUUGUCCGAAUUCAAUGAAACCACGAUCCGAAACUUCAAGCCAUAUUCCUGGGAAGUGUCUGAUCCAGAAUCCAAACCCAAGAAAGAUCCAGCUGAACUUGAAAGGCCAGAUAGGGUCUACCUUGAGUUAUGUUUCAAUUUGAGGCACUAUUGGAAGUCAAGAUCUCGUGCACUCUUGUUGAUGCACUCGUACGGCAGAGACUACAUGGAUUUGUUGAAGAAGCUUCGUAUGGUCGAUGAAGCCAAUGCAAGCAUCAGAAACUCUGACAGUUUGAGGCAUGUGUUGGGAAUCAUCAGAUCCGUGGGGAACUUCAUGAAUGAUGAUUCCAAACAAGCUUUAGGGUUCAAAAUCGGAACUUUACAACGAUUGAAGUUCAUGAAAGAUGACACCAACGCUAUGCACUUUCUUCAUUAUGUCGAAAGAAUCAUUCGUAAUACGUUUCCAGAGUAUGGGUCAUUUGUUGAUGAGUUGAGUGUGCUUCUCCAUGUUCAGAAUUUAUCGAUUGAGCAAAUCGAAACUGAAAGCCAGGAAUUUGACCGGCAAAUCAACGGAGUAGCCGAGUCCAUCCUGAAAGGAAAUCUCAGCGAUCCAGAAUGCUUACAUCCAGAGGAUUACGUGUUGAAGAAAGUGGCGUCCCCACUUGAAAGUGCUAAGAUCAAGAACUCACUUCUUCAGUCUCAUGUCAAGACAACCAUGGAGGAGUACAAUUCUCUAAUGACAUAUUUUGGAGAGAAUGUCAAGGAUAGUUUCAGUCGCAACACCUUUUACGAGAAGAUUCUGAUGUUCGUGAGCGAAUUCAAGAAAGCCCAUAUAGAAAAUGUCCAGAAAGAAGAAGAACAG